AAUUGCCUUCAUCAGUCAGCACCAGCAAGUGUUCCAGCGUACCACUACGGCGUCACAUCACUGAACCGAAGGAACAGGCGACAUGAUCUCGGCUAUUUUUCUAUACAACCAUAAGGGCGAAGUCCUGAUAUCGCGGUUAUACCGGCAGGACCUAAAACGCUCCGUCGCGGACCUCUUCCGUGUCCAAGUAAUCUCCAACGCAGACGUCCGCUCUCCCGUAACAACAAUUGGCUCAACUACCUUCUUCCACGUCAAACACGAAAACGUCUACCUCGCAGCCGUAACUCGGACAAACGUCAACGCGGCCCUCGUGUUUGAGUUUUUGUAUCGGGUCGUCGGGUUGGGAAAGGACUAUUUUGGAAAGUUUGAUGAGGAGAGUGUCAAGAGUAAUUUUGUGUUGAUUUAUGAGUUAUUGGAUGAGAUCCUCGACUUCGGAUACCCCCAAAACUCAGAAUCAGACACCCUCAAAAUGUUCAUCACAACCGAAGGCGUAAAAUCCGAACGCGCCCUCGCCGCCGACUCCUCCAAAAUCACAAUCCAAGCAACUGGCGCAAUGUCCUGGCGCCGCUCCGACAUCAAAUACCGCAAGAACGAAGCAUUUAUCGACGUCAUCGAGAAUGUGAAUGUGUUGAUCUCGAAUACGGGGGCGGUGUUGAGAGCGGAUGUCUCGGCACAGGUUAUGAUGAGGGCGUACUUGAGUGGGAUGCCGGAGUGUAAGUUUGGUUUGAACGAUAAGCUGUUGUUGGAUGAGAGUGCGUUUCAAUCAGGCUCCAGCUCAACAACCCGAACAAAAGCCGCAAAAGCAGCAGCAGGCUCUGUGACGCUGGAAGAUUGCCAAUUCCACCAAUGCGUAAAACUCGGUAAAUUCGACACAGACCGAACAAUCUCCUUCACCCCUCCCGACGGCUCCUUCGAACUCAUGCGAUACCGCGCAACCGAGAACAUCAACCUCCCCUUCCGCAUCCAUCCCAUCGUCAAAGAAAUCGGCACCAGAAAAGUCGAAUACCAAAUCGCCGUCAAAGCAAACUUUGGCUCAAAACUCUAUGCCUCGAACGUCGUGAUCAAAAUCCCCACACCCCUGAAUGCGGUGAAUGUCGACACCCGCGUUUCCCAAGGAAAAGCCAAAUACGACGCUUCCUGCAACUCCAUCAUCUGGAAGAUCUCCCGAUUCACCGGACAAUCAGAAUACGUUCUUAGUGCCGAAGCUGACCUCGCGUCCAUGACACACCAGAAAGCGUGGUCACGCCCACCGAUUAGUAUGGAUUUUGGGAUCUUGAUGUUUACGAGUUCGGGGCUUUUGGUUAGGUAUUUGAAGGUUUUUGAGAAGAGUAAUUAUCAGAGUGUCAAGUGGGUGAGGUAUUUGACGAAGGCGGGGAGUUAUGAGGUGAGGUUCUAAGGAAAAGUGGAGAAUGAUGGGGUUG
Molecule: messenger RNA, 1421 nt
Organism: Saitoella complicata NRRL Y-17804
Lineage: Eukaryota; Fungi; Ascomycota; Saitoellomycetes; Saitoellales; Saitoellaceae
Product: clathrin adaptor, mu subunit
Exons: 5
Coding region: 83-1396 (437 amino acids)
Biological process (GO): clathrin-dependent endocytosis; intracellular protein transport
Cellular component (GO): cytoplasmic vesicle; AP-2 adaptor complex
Molecular function (GO): clathrin-cargo adaptor activity
Source: RefSeq, a predicted model, not a curated record